Molecule: messenger RNA, 2622 nt
Organism: Oppia nitens
Lineage: Eukaryota; Metazoa; Arthropoda; Arachnida; Sarcoptiformes; Oppiidae
Product: probable 3',5'-cyclic phosphodiesterase pde-5
Exons: 19
Coding region: 30-2531 (833 amino acids)
Biological process (GO): negative regulation of receptor guanylyl cyclase signaling pathway; signal transduction
Molecular function (GO): 3',5'-cGMP-stimulated cyclic-nucleotide phosphodiesterase activity; protein binding
Source: RefSeq, a predicted model, not a curated record
UAAAUCAUCAAUGUAAAUCAUAAUAAACAAUGAAUUUGGAACAAUUAGAGACUAUUCUUCAACAAAAUCCGGAACUUCUUGAGGAUUAUGUGAUGAAAAACAUUGAUUCGUCUGUUUUAGAAAAAUGGUUAAUAAGAAAAACACAAUUAAAUUCAAACAAAAGAUUAAGUAAAGCCAAUGUUAAAUAUCGUAAUAAUCAUGUUGUGGACAAUAAAAAUAAAUCAAAAUUGUUGGCCGAUUUACAACAAAAUUUACAACAAAAUCAUAAUAGCGAACCAAAUAAGUUGACUGUUUUGACACAAUUGGCCGGAACGGUAGCAUUUGCUACCGGUGCUGACCAAUACAAUGUGUUUAUGUUUGAUCAUAUAUCUAAUGAAAUGAGACGAAUAACCGAUAAUAAUAAUAUUGAAAACCAAGUAAACGGUUUCGCAAAAGAGGAUCAAAAACAAAAUUUAGUUGAAUUUGUUAAUAAAUCAAAGACAACUGUCCUCUGGACUGUCAAACAAUUUGACUGUCGUUUUAAGGACGGUUCACCCUAUAUGCCUACCAAAGCUUGUUAUGUAAUGGCCAUACCUAUUACACUUAGAGACAAUAGUGUACUUGGUGUAGUCGAGUUAUACAAAUUGAAUCCAAUGGAUCCGUUUGCCAAUAAUAUUGAAGAGAUAGUUCAAAGUUAUAUUAUAUGGGCGUCUAUAGCACUACAUUAUGCUGAGUUAUAUUCAAAUAUUUCACGUCAGAGAAAAUUAAACACAUUUUUAUUGACAGUUGUAAAAUCCAUAUUUCAAGAUAUGAUUAGCAUGGAUACAGUUAUCGGCAAAAUUAUGGAUUAUGCUAAAACAUUGGUCAAUGCCGACCGUACGGCACUUUAUUUGGUCGACUCCAAUGAUAGACAACUUUAUCCAUACAUAAUGAAAGUCAAACAUCACAACAACAACAACAACAACAACAAUAACACCAACAACACUAACAAUAAGACUAACAAUACUACUGCCGAUGAUAUCGACAAUAAUGAUGAGACAAUAGUUGUUAACACCAACAACAACAACAAAAAGAUGACCAGAUUUCCCAUUGGUUCGGGUAUUGCCGGUAUAGUGGCCAAAACGGGUCGACCGUUGAAUAUAGCCGAUGUUUACGAGGACGACAGGUUUGACCGGGACGUCGACCAAAUCAUUGGCGAUGGCGGCGAUGACGAUGGCGGCUAUCCUAUCAAUAAUUUGUUGUGUAUGCCUGUAAUGAACAAAAACAAAGUUAUUGGUGUCGUCCAAAUGGUCAACAAAUUGAAUGGAAAUUUUACGAAAGUUGAUGAAGAAAAUUUCGGUACGUUUGCCACGUACUGUGGUCUGGCACUGGAUCAUGCACGGCUAUACGAAAAAAUACGAAAGUCUGAACAAAAAAACAAAGUAGCACUGGAGGUACUGUCCUAUCAUAACUUGAGCAAUGAUGAGGAACUGGCAGAUACCAGGCUAAACAUACAAUCAUUUCAAGCACCCGACGUUACUAAUCAAUCAUUUUCACCAUACAAUCUAAGUAAUGAUCAUAAAUUGUUGACAACAAUCAAAAUAUUUGAACAAAUCAAUGGUAUCAAUAAAAUCGAUAAUGAUGAUCUUUAUAGGUUUACAUUGAGUGUACGUAAAAACUACCGGCGGGUGCCRUACCAUAACUGGACCCAUGGUUUCAGUGUCGCCCAAUCGCUCUAUACGUUCAUACAUGACUGCCAACAGUUUACCGCUAUGGAAAAGUUGGCAUUUUUUGUUAGCGGCCUAUGCCAUGAUCUCGACCAUAGAGGUACUACCAAUCAAUUUCUGAUACAUUCAUCGGCACCGUUAGCAGCCAUUUAUACGACAUCACCGCUGGAACACCAUCACUACAAUCAGACUAUUCAUAUAUUACAACAAAAUGGCCACAAUAUCCUAAAGUCAUUGCCUGGACAUGAAUAUAAAAAAAUGUUGGCACUUAUCAAACAUUGUAUUUUGGCCACCGAUUUGGCCCUAUUUUUCCCAAAUAAAUCAAAAUUAGAAAAACUAUUGAUUACGGGAUUAUUUGAUUGGAAUAAUAGCGAACAUAAAUUAUUAUUAGAAGCGGUAGCCAUGACUGCGGCCGAUCUUAACUCGACGGCCAGGCCCUGGUCGGAGGCCAUCGAACAGGUUCGGGAACUUUUCGAAGAAUUCUACGCUCAGGGAGAUAUUGAAAAAGGUUUGGGUAGAAAACCUAUACCAUUGAUGGACAGGGAUAAACUAGAUGAACAACCGGCAUCACAGGUCGAUUUUUUGGCCAACAUAUCGAUACCAUGUUUUCAAAUGUUGACACAAUUGUUGCCAAAUGCCAACAGCUAUCUAAAUCAUUGCAUACAAAACCUUAAGCUAUGGAAAGACAGAGUGGAAAGGGAUAGAAAACUAAAGGAGCGAAAGGCACUGAUGGCGGCCAUCAAUGAGGAAGAGUCGACAGUCGGCGGUCAUAAGCGAGACAUUGGCCGUCGGGUCAGACCAGUCACUAAAGGACGGCUGGAAAGGACACGAUCUCUGUUGCAUUGAUUGAUUAGAUUAGAUGAUUGGUUAGAUUGUAUGAUAAUCUAUGAGAUUAAGAGAGAGAGAGAGAGAGAGAGAGAGAGAGAGAGAGAGAGAG